Molecule: messenger RNA, 873 nt
Organism: Exophiala xenobiotica
Lineage: Eukaryota; Fungi; Ascomycota; Eurotiomycetes; Chaetothyriales; Herpotrichiellaceae
Exons: 2
Coding region: 1-873 (290 amino acids)
Source: RefSeq, a predicted model, not a curated record
AUGAGCGGCAACGCAAGUAGCGGCGCUCGCUCAGAAGCCUCGUCUAGAAGUGCUACUCCUAGUCUUCAACACGCCACGAACUUUCCCGCUCUGAAAGACGUUCAUAAAUUACUAUGUACCGUCCAGAAACUCUCAAUCCCGGUCGGCGCCAGAGAGAAAGUCCCAGGCUUCCUGCACCUCCCAGCGAACUACUCCCCUAAUCAGGAGGGGAGGAUACCAGCUGCAGCGAUCCUCCUCUCGGGCGCUGGCGGCGGUGUCACAGGCCCAAGCGCGAUGUACCUGUCCAUGGGCGACAAGCUGGCAAGUCUCCAGCGCGGUGUCCCCGUGCUCAGACUCGAUUACCGCUUUCCAGCAGAUACGAACCCAUGCGUCAAGGACGUGAUUUGCGCCAUGGACUAUAUGGAGGAAAUGUACUCGAUCAACCGCUUUGUCCUAGUCGGAUGGUCGUUUGGCGGUGCGCCGGCAUUCACGGUUGGAGGACGAGAGUCAGAACGCGUUGUGGGCUGCGCCACGGUCGCCAGUCAAACGGCCGCGACGUCGGGCAUACGCUACUUACCACCACGACCAGUCAUGUUAUUGCACGGCACUGGAGAUGCAACCCUGAGUCACCGCUGCUCGCAGAAUCUGUACGACUCGUACGGAUCCAGCGGAGAUCGCACGUUGAAACUGUUUCCUGGCGACAAUCAUGCGUUGAGCAAGAAUUCGCUUGAAGCCGAGGUUCUGUUAUGCAAUUUCAUAGCGAAGUGCGUUGGCUUGAAGAUCGAGGACGGGGACCAAGACAGGAUAAUUGGCAAGACGCUGGUACCUGCUCAGAAGAAGGUGCCACUCAUGGAGAAGGGAGGUGAUUUGAAAGGAGAGGAGAAAGUUGAGUAG